AUGCUCCAAGAUUUGACUAUUUCCGUACAGGCCACUGAUAUUGACUAUACAAAUUCUUUUAACACUAAUUAUAAUAAACAAGAAGGCACUACAACUAUCCCUGAUGUCAGUUCAGAUAUAGACUUAAUUGCUGAAGAAAUCGAAUCUAGCACUCCCUGGGCAAUAAAAAGACAACGUAACUUAACACCUAAACCUCCUAACCAGGAAGAUUAUAUCUAUUUAAUUACAAAGGAAGAACAAGUAACUAGCAUUGAACAUACUCAAAAUAAAAAAGGAAAAGAAACAUUUAAACCAAACAUUGAAAGCAACAUAAAAAAUGAGUGUAAUCUUGAAGAUGAAAAGAAACUUAGUGACGAAGAAGAAAGGGAAUCUAGUGAUGAAGACAAAAGUUUAGAAGAGUUAGAU
Molecule: messenger RNA, 405 nt
Organism: Racocetra fulgida
Lineage: Eukaryota; Fungi; Glomeromycota; Glomeromycetes; Diversisporales; Gigasporaceae
Source: the annotation of a GenBank genome assembly